This is a messenger RNA of Stegastes partitus (bicolor damselfish), 867 nucleotides long. RefSeq names its product calcium-binding protein 8. The record is from RefSeq and is a predicted model, not a curated record. The transcript is spliced from 6 exons. NCBI's taxonomy places the organism in Eukaryota, Metazoa, Chordata, Actinopteri, Pomacentridae. Gene Ontology annotation, molecular function: calcium ion binding. The coding region runs from base 1 to 867 and encodes 288 amino acids. Gene Ontology annotation, cellular component: trans-Golgi network membrane.
AUGGAGGAGGAGGUCACAGAACCCGAUCCUCAGACGGCGGAGCCCUCCGGCAUGCCACCUCCAGGGACGCACUCGGAGGUAAACGGAGACUUGCCGGGCAACCCGUACCUGAGGGACGGGACGCUGGACGUGAUGGAGAGUCCGGCAAGGGAGCCUGAUGUGCUGCAGUAUCCUACAGAGUACAGUCACAGCCACCAGUGUGGGGAGAAGAUGCCGUUCCACCAUGUGACGGCAGGCCUGCUCUACAAGGGGAACUACCUGAGCCGCUCGCUGUCCGACAGUGACAGUGACGUGUUGGCCAGCAUCUCUGUUGAGGAGCUCGAUGAGAUCCGGGAGGCGUUUAAGGUGCUGGAUCGUGAUGGAAAUGGGUUCAUUUCCAAGCAGGAGCUGGGUAUGGCCAUGCGGUCUCUGGGGUACAUGCCCAGUGAAGUGGAGCUGGCCAUCAUCAUGCAGAGACUAGACAUGGAUGGUGACGGACAGGUUGAUUUCGAGGAGUUCAUGACGAUUCUCGGUCCAAAGCUCUUGUCCUCUGAAACGAGAGAAGGCUUCCUCGGCAGCACAAUAGAUACCAUCUUCUGGCAGUUCGACAUGCAGAGGAUCACCCUGGAGGAGCUGAAACACAUCCUGUUCUACGCCUUCCGUGACCACCUGACCAUGAAGGACAUCGAGAACAUCAUCAUCAACGAGGAAGAAAGCCUGAAGGAAAACUCCGGGAACUGUCAGACGGAGUUUGAGGGAGUUCAUCCCUCAAAGAAGAACCGCCAGACGUGCGUGAGGAAGAGCCUCAUCUGCGCCUUCGCCAUGGCGUUCAUCAUCAGCGUCAUGCUCAUCGCGGCCAAUCAGAUGCUGAGGAAUGGCAUGGAGUAG